Messenger RNA from Passer domesticus (house sparrow), 4676 nucleotides. RefSeq names its product UbiA prenyltransferase domain containing 1 (gene UBIAD1). Gene Ontology annotation, molecular function: prenyltransferase activity. NCBI's taxonomy places the organism in Eukaryota, Metazoa, Chordata, Aves, Passeriformes, Passeridae. The transcript has 3 exons. The record is from RefSeq and is a predicted model, not a curated record. Bases 391 to 1401 code for a protein of 336 amino acids. Gene Ontology annotation, biological process: menaquinone biosynthetic process; vitamin K biosynthetic process. Gene Ontology annotation, cellular component: Golgi membrane; endoplasmic reticulum.
CUUCCGUGAGGCGCCGGCUAUGGCCGGGCUGCAGCCUGGGGAGAUCGGAUAGAGCAACCGGCGUCAUCUGCUUGAGCCUGUGUGAAGCGAUUGGCGCUGUUCCGCAUGGCAUCCUGGGCUCUGAACUGGAGAGACAUGGAUUUGAUGGAUAGACCACUCGUUGGAUGAAGAAGUAGCUGGAUAGCCGCACAUAGAGUUGCGGUCAGCGGCGCAUUGCCCACAUGGACCCCAGGGACGAGCGGUGUCCCUCAGGGCGGGUACUGGCGCUGAUAACAUUCAUUUUAAUUUUGUCGGCGACAAUGGCAUUGAAGCACCUUCAGCGAGUGACACCGAGCUGUGUGGUGCUGUCGUGGAAGGACAGAAGGUGCUGCUGCUGCUGCCGGGGCGAGCAUGGCACCGGCGGACGUGGUGCAGAAGAUCAGUAUCAGCGCCGAGAGCCCCCGCGGGAGCGGCAGCGAGAGCAGCGGCGCGGCGUUGGCGGGCGUUGAGGGGGCCGCCGCCGGCAGCUGGAGACACAAGUGCGCGGCCUAUGUGCUGGCGCUCCGGCCCUGGAGCUUCAGCGCCUCGCUGACCCCCGUGGCGCUGGGCAGCGCGCUGGCCUACCGGGCCGAGGGAGCGCUGGACCCGGGGCUGCUGGUGGGGAGCGCCGUGACCGUGCUGGCUGUGCACGGGGCCGGCAACCUGGUGAACACCUACUAUGACUUUUCCAAAGGCAUCGAUCACAAGAAGAGUGAUGACAGGACGUUGGUGGACCAGAUUUUGGAGCCGCAGGAUGUAGUCCGGUUUGGAGUCUUUCUCUACACGGUGGGCUGUAUCUGUGCUGCCGGGCUCUACGCUGUCUCCACCCUCAAGCUGGAGCACCUGGCCCUGAUUUACUUUGGAGGACUUUCCAGCUCCUUCCUUUAUACCGGAGGGAUUGGAUUUAAAUACGUCGCGCUCGGCGACGUGGUGAUCCUGAUCACCUUUGGGCCCCUGGCUGUCAUGUUUGCCCACGCAGUGCAGGUUGGGUACCUGUCCCUGUCACCCCUGCUCUACGCCGUCCCUCUGGCCCUCAGCACUGAGGCCAUCCUGCACAGCAACAACACGCGGGACAUGGAGUCGGACCGGCAGGCGGGAAUUGUCACCCUGGCCAUCCUCAUCGGCCCCACCUUCUCCUACAUCCUCUACACUGUGCUGCUCUUCUUGCCCUACCUGAUUUUCUGUGUGCUGGCCACACGCUACACCAUCAGCAUGGCGCUGCCGCUGCUCACCAUCCCCAUGGCAUUUUCACUGGAAAGGCAGUUCCGCUGCCAGAACUUCCACAAAAUUCCUCAGCGGACAGCCAAGCUCAAUCUGCUGCUGGGCCUUUUCUAUGUUUGUGGCAUUACAUUGGCACCAGCUGGUGCUCUGCCCAAGCUGUGAGAAGAGCUGCUCAUAAUUCACUAUUCAUGUUAAUUAACAGUGGAUGUUAUGAAUAAAUGGCCCAUUAUGGACAGUAAGAAGAAUGGGAAGACCACCUUGCUCUGUUGAUAAUGAAUGUUGUGGUUUCUGGUCUUGGAUAGAUUAUAUAACACAGUUUAUACUCUCAAAAAGUGAUUUAUCAGUUCUUCAGAAGGGGAGGACUGUGUGGCUUUGCUUUGAGCAGCAAGGUGGCAUAAGGUCAUGGAAAUGUUUAAAGAGCCUCAUCCUUCUGCCACCUAAUUUUUUCACUCCAUGAAAGUGAGUGAACUCAGUUCAAUGAAAGAUAGAGCCUCAAAUCACACUCUCCAUUCACUUCACAAGCACAAUGAUUUCCCUUAUCACUUCUUUUCUUAGAGUGGUGGAGGAGUCCAGUGGCUCCCACGUGGGAAUCAGAAAACACUGCCAAACGUUUAGUAUCACAAUGUAGGUGCCAUUAAUUCACCCUCUUGUAUUUCAUCUUCACUGUAGUAUGUUUUAAUUUUUGUUUUGUUUUUCCUAGCCAGAUUUUGAGAUUUUAUUUCCAAGCCCCCUGAAAUGCACUAGAUACUGAUUCAUGAACUAUUGCUUCUGCUUGUCCCAGAUAGUCUAGACAUUUCAAAGUUAUAAAUCUUUGUGGGUUGUAGUGCUAAAAUGGAGCCCCCUGCACAAACUUAGGCCAAAACCAGUAAAUCUGUAUUCUGUUAAAAAAGUGAAGCUGUAAAUGCAAACCAUGCAACUGGAAAGCCCUUAAUGGGUAGAAAAACAAAUGGUUUCCAUUUUUGAAUUUGCUUAGAAUUUACUCUCUGAAAUGACAGUUUUUGAGUUAGGGGGAGCUGACAGAGGGGCCACAUUUCUCUGAAUAGCUAUGGAUUAAUGGAUACACAGGUGGAAAAGAAAUUCUUGAUUUUAAAAGAGCUUUUUUUUUUCCAAUUUGUUUUUCUCUGUUUAUUUAGAGUGUUAUUCAGAGUAUUAUAGUGAAAUGCCUUAUUAUAAGAAGCCCAGUUCACCAAAGAAGAAAGAUAGAAUGUUAGAAAAAACAAAUCUGGAUUAUUGCAUUGGCUCUGCAUAAAAAUUAGGACUGGAAAUUGGAAGAAACCAGUUUUUAAACAAGAUUUUUCCUAAUGGAAUCCAGAGUUUGUGUUACUCAAUCACAAUUAAGUGAUCCCUGAAGGAAGUCCCCCACUCUACACCUUACAGCAUUGCUUUGUUUUCUCCUGCAGCUCUUGCCACUUGCUGUUCACGUGGCCCUUUGGAGAGCUGAUUGUUUCAGCAGCUCUGUGAAAAACAUGCCAAACAAAAUGGGGAAAAUUUGUGCCUUCCAGUGCAAAGAUGGAUUUGAUCCAUAAGAUAUUACUUAGUGGCAACUGAAUUCUCUUCUGUGUUAUUUAGUAUCUGUCAGUUUUCCUGAAAAGCUCCUGUGCAGGAGCUGUGAUAAGCUCAGAGGAGUUGACAAAGGUGUUGAACUGGAGCUCCUGGUGCCAGGUCACAUCCUUGAACAAGUUUGUGUGUGUGUGAACCAUUGGGUCAGGCUUUUACACAAGCAAUAAAGUAGCAAUAAACUCACGUGGUGUUACCCUGCAGCUGUCACAGGUAGUUAUGCCCUCAUGGUGUAAAUCUGAAAGAGCCAAGUGUCCCAUUGGUGGGUUGUAGUGACAGCAGUGAAGCUGAGUUGAUGGUACCAGAUUACAUGGUGCAGCUAUUUAGAGACUAGUUUUAUUCAUGCUAUCCAGUAGUUCUAGCUGAGCUGAAGUUAAUGGGGAGGAGUCUUUGCAGGCCUAUUUAAUGAGCCACAGUUUAAUAUUUUAUUUAUUAAAAUGGGCAAAUGAUCUCUCUAAUCUGGCUAGGCACGGAACAAGAAGAAAUGGACUUCAGCAGCUGCUUUCUACAGCAAAAUACUUGCUAGGAUUAAAAACACAAGGAGAAAAUGCAAGAGUUCAGCUUGGAUGGAGGGGGAUAUCCAGAAGGUUUUGGAAACUAUUCAGUGCAGAUGUACAAAACAGAAUUUCUGCUGUUGCUUCUUUGUGGACCUAGAGAAUGAAGAAGAGCCUAGCUCAAAUAUCCAUUUCACAUUUCUGUAUACCAAAAGCUUUUGUAGGGAUAAGUAAGGGCUGAGCUGACAGGUCUAUUAACCUUGCAACUGGGGAUAUGCAAGUUUCUUGGGUUAAUCCUGCCCUCUGUAGCAGCUGUGUGCUUCAUUUUAGGAUAGCUUGGUUUUUAACAGCUAUCCAUUUCAAAGAAAUGGUUAGUUAUCUUGUCUCUACUUUUUUUACAAAAACUAGAGCACUCCAGCUAAAUUCCUUCAAGUAACUUGGCUUGUAUCUUUGAUAACUGUAAUUGUAAUAAUGGGAAGAUCAUUGGUGCCGUGGAGUUUGUAACUCUUUCUGUAUCUUGACUACCUUUUCUUGGGUAGGAUGUCUACUUAGGGCUGGAAAGGACCAGUGCUUUUUGUUACUAAGAUGAAACAGCUCAUUAUUACAAAAAUAUAUGUGUGGAACACUUUCUGAGGUAGGGGGAAUGAAAAGUAUUUUAAUAGUAAAAUUGAGAUGAAAAUUUGGUAAUUUCUUAUUAGCAAAUGCUGGUUGCCUUGAAUUCCCUCUCUUUGAUAAACAGUAUCAUUCCAGGUUCUUAAGGAUAUUAGUAAUAACUAACACAUUCUUCACCAUGGUGUUGAGGAAGUCAUUUAACUUCUCUGUGUCUCAGAAAACAGCUAAUUUUUGCCCACCUUACAGGGUUGCUGAGCUGACAUCAUUGUCAUAAAGAGCUUUGAAAGUAAAAAGUGCUUUAUCUGUGUGCUUUCCAAAAAGCUUGUUAGUGCUAGAAAACAUUUUAGAUAUGAACUGUCAUAAAGGGUGACUUAACCAAUGUAAUUAGGCCAAAAUAAUCUUUACAUAUAAUCAGUGAGUGGUAAGAGAGGUUCAUUUAUUGGUUUGCUUUGUGAUGAAGAUGAUGGGUCUCUUCCCCUACCCCACUUUUCCCUGUCUCAUGCUACUUACUCUGAAUAGAAACUUUAGAAACUUCUUUCAGGUCACUCCUGCUGAGCUGUAUUGCAGUGUGAUGAAUGUGCACUGGUAGAUGAACUGAUCUGUAGCCCAUCUGUUAAUGUGUUCUAAAGCACCUCCUGGCCUUUCUUCAAACCCAAUAAACUGUCUGAAUGUUACUCAGUUAAUUAUGCUAUGUUUGAUUCUUUUAUAUUACUCAAGUUGUAUUUUUGCACAUGGAUUAAAACAUGGUCAUGAAAUAAAAAAAGAAGGUCUUCA